AUGACCAGCAGCAACAGCAGCAGCAGCAGCAGCAGCCGGCGUCCACGUUUGGCGCGCCUGCUGUGCAACUGCGAGGGCCCGGCGCGCCUGGGCGGCGCCGAUCGUAACCGCCGGAUGGAGCAGAUGGGCCGCCGCUAUCGCUUCGGCAUCAUGGCGGGCGGGCGUAACAACGCGCAUCCAUAUGCUAGCACCAGCGACGCCAGGAGCAGACACGGCAGUGCUCUCUUUGUGCAAUGGCAGGUCCUCGAGCCUUCUGGCUCUCCCUCGCCUGCCUCUCCCCUUGACGCUGGGCUUGAGCUUGAACGAGUGCUAGCACAACGACAACCGUUGGGGCUCUGGGGCUGGGAGCGUGCUCUUCUCUCGGCCAAGUCGCGACCACCGCAGCAGCAGACGGAGAAGAAGAAGAACAAAGAGCCGCAGCAGCACCAAGCGAACGCACCGCCGCAGCAGCACCACAGAGAACACGGCCACGGCAGCACCACGGAGAAGAACAAAGAGCCGCAUCAGCACUACGGAGAGCACACCGCCGCAGCAGAAGAAGAAAAAAGAGCCACAUUAGCACCAUGGAGAACACAAAGCCGCAUCAGCACCACGGAGAACGCACCGCCGCAGCAGCACUAUGGAGAACACACCGCAGCAGCACCACGCAGAACAAAGAGCAGCAGCAGCACCACGGAGAACACACGGCUGCAGCAGCACCAGGGAUGCCUAAGUCAAUCCGACGGCGACGAGACUGUCCAGCUAUAUACGCUAGCUCAAGGCAAGGAGGCCCCCGAGUGGCCGAGCAAAGAGAUGAAGCAGCACUACGAGAGCCGAAGAGAGAAGUUCCAGUCAUACCGCAACCCGUCCCCGUGAGAGCCUUUACCCUGUUGGACAAGAACAACACCCUCAAGACCCCAUCAGCCCCAUGUGACGAACCUGGUUCGUGCUGGACAGACCGCAGGAGCGGGGUGCUGCUGAGCGCCCUGAGGGUCCCUGAGGGACGCAGCCAAUAGGAAGCUGCCUGGUGCUAAGCAUGGACUUGGCACCAGGCAAGAAGGUUGUCCGGCGAGCCAGCGGUGCCCGGCACCGGGCAUGGACUUGGCACCUGGCAAGCGCUCUUAUUGGUCUACCUUGGAUAUAUACGAUGACCGUAACCACAGUUCUAGAUAGCUCUUGCUUGAUUCUUCAAGCAAGCAAUACACAUUCACUGCACUCGUA
Molecule: messenger RNA, 1200 nt
Organism: Lasiosphaeria miniovina
Lineage: Eukaryota; Fungi; Ascomycota; Sordariomycetes; Sordariales; Lasiosphaeriaceae
Exons: 4
Coding region: 1-855 (284 amino acids)
Source: RefSeq, a predicted model, not a curated record